GGGUAGGGUCGGGCUGUCGUGAGCCAAGCAGGCAGACGCUGCUGAGCUGAGCGGCGCGGUGCCUCGGCUGGGGAAGGCUUCGUGAUUGGUUGCGGCGCUCUCGUGCCGGUGGUUGCUAGGCUGCUGUGCGCCGCCCCUCCCCCAGAUCUCAAGCCUGGCAACGAUGAAUCUGGUGUGAGGAACUGGUAGAUACACAGCUGUGGCUCUUCAUAGCUGGCUGGCUUCUGGAUACCCUUUUCUGGCUAGAAUACUGUACAUGGUGCAUGCAGAGAGAAUGACUCUUGGAUUUAUACAGCUGCCCCCAGUGCUGGGGAGGACUUUACUGGUGCUGAUGGUGACUACUUCUGUUAAGUGCCACUGGCCUAGUGAGGCCUCAGAAGUUGUACGGGACUGGGAAAAUCAGCUAGAGGCCUCAAUGCAUUCGGUGCUUUCAGAUCUCCGAGAGAGCGUGCCAGCAGUGGUGGGGAUUCCAGACAGCUCUGCUGUAGUGGGUCGUUCCUUCAGAGUCACCAUCCCAACAGACCUAAUAGCUUCCAAUGGAGAAAUUAUCCAGAUCACUGAAGCUGGAAAAGAAUCUUUGCCUUCUUGGCUGCAUUGGGACCCAGACAGUAGCACCCUGGAAGGUCUCCCACUUGAUACAGAUAAGGGCAUUCAUUAUAUUUCAGUGAAUGCAAUGCAACUAGUAUCUAAUGGAAGCUACAUACCCCAAACCACCAAUGUCUUUUCAAUUGAGGUUCAUCCUGAAGAUCACAACGAACCUCAGUCGGUACGGGUGACUUCACAAGAUGUAAAUGAAGCAGCACCGUUUGUGUGUAGCACAGAGGAACCAGUCACUAUUUUGACUGUAAUUUUGGAUGCUGACUUAACAAAAAUGACACCAAAGCAAAGGAUUGAACUUUUAAAUCGCAUGAAAAGCUUCUCAGAAGUGGAACUUUUUAACAUGAAAUUAGUUCCUGUUGUAAAUAAUAGACUUUUUGACAUGUCAGCAUUUAUGGCUGGACCAGGGAAUGCAAAGAAGGUGGUGGAAAAUGGAGCUUUACUCUCCUGGAAAUUGGGCUGUUCCUUGAGCCAAAAUAGCGUCCCAAACAUAAGCAAUGUUGAAACUCCAGCUAAAGAAGGUACAAUGUCUGCCCAUCUUGGCUAUCCUGUAGUUGGCUGGCAUAUUGCUAACAAGAAACCUAAUCUUCCAAAGAGAAUUCGGCGGCAAAUUAAUGCUACACCAACACCCGUGACUGCUGUUGGACCACCAACAACUGGCCUCCAAGAGCCCCCAACUAGAAUUAUUCCAACACCCACUUCUCCAGCCAUUGCACCUCCUACUGAAACAACAGCUCCUCCAGUGAGAGAACCUGUACCAUUGCCUAAGAAACCCACAGUCACUAUUAGAACAAGAGGUGCUAUUGUUCAGACACCAACUCUUGGACCAAUUCAGCCAACCAGAGUGGGAGAAGCAACUACUACUCUCCCUGGGCCAAUUCAGCCAACUGUGCCAGGGUAUGUGGAACCUACUGCUGUAGUUACCCCACCCACAACAAAGAAACCAAGAGGAACCACUCCAAAACCAGCCACACCAUCAACCACUGAUAUUACAACACGAAAACCUCCUAAAAAAGGUCCCAAAACUCCUCGACCUUCAAAGACACCUGGGACUACUCGGUCGCCUCUCAUUAAACAGGAAACAGCUUCACCACCAACUCGCAUGCGCACUACUACCAUUGGAACUCCCCGUGUGCCCAAUGAUCCACCUGUGCUAAAAAACCACAUUGACAGAGUAGAUGCAUGGGUGGGCACUUACUUUGAGCUUAAAAUACCUUCAGAUACUUUCUAUGACAAGGAAGAUACCACCACUGAUAAACUGCAGCUGACCAUGAAGCUAUUAGGUGAACAACCUCUGGAAGAAAAUUCUUGGGUGCAAUUCAAUAGCACUAGUCAGCUAAUGUAUGGGCUGCCUAAUCGCACCCAUUCAGGCAUUCAUGAAUAUUUCAUGCAUGCCACUGACAAAGGUGGCCUUACAGCUGUGGAUGCAUUUGAAAUAUUUGUCCAUGCACUUGAACUUGAUGAGGUGCCUCCAGUUAAAUUUAAGGCCAAAUUCCACGGAGACCAUAAUACAGUUACUAAUGACAUUUAUAAGAAAAUUCUGUUGGUAAAGAAGCUGGCAUUUGCACUCGGAGACAGAAACAGUAGUACUAUUACCAUAGACAACAUCAGCAAAGGUUCUAUUGUAGUUGAGUGGACAAACAAUACUUUGCCUUUUGAACCAUGCCCAAAAGAGAAAAUUCGAGCCUUGAGCAAAAAAAUUUCUGAUGAUUUUGGUAUUCCAAGCCAAGCUUUCUCUAAUGCCUUAGAACCAGAGUUUAGGCCCAUCAACAUUUCUGUUGUUGGUGCUGGCAGCUGCAGACACAUUCAGUUUAUUCCAGUAACUAAAGAAGGACCACCUACAACUGCACCGCCUACAGAUGUGCUUCCUGGGCGAGAUCCAGAAAAGACAAGUGAGGAUGAUGUAUAUCUACACACCGUAAUCCCUGCAGUUGUGGUGGCAGCCAUUCUGCUUAUUGCUGGAAUUAUUGCUAUGAUUUGCUAUCGCAAGAAGAGAAAAGGCAAACUAACCAUAGAAGACCAGGCUACCUUUAUCAAGAAGGGAGUACCAAUAAUCUUUGCAGAUGAACUGGAUGAUUCUAAACCACCUCCUUCCUCCAGCAUGCCAUUGAUCCUACAGGAAGAGAAAGCCCCUCUCCCACCCCCUGAGUACCCAAAUCAGAACAUGCCAGAGACCACACCACUCAACCAAGACACCAUAGGGGAGUACACACCACUGCGGGAUGAAGACCCUAAUGCACCUCCCUAUCAGCCUCCCCCACCCUUCACAGCACCCAUGGAAGGUAAAGGUUCCCGCCCGAAGAACAUGACCCCGUACAGGUCUCCACCCCCUUAUGUCCCUCCUUAAUGAACAAGAGAUGCGUGUGGAGAUAGGGCCUACAGUUCCACACCAGUGUUGUCUGUAAGGAUCGUUGGCCUGCAAAACCAUUGCCAACCAGAAAACCAACAUCCAGAAUCUCAAAUGUUGCCCGGUCCCAGCAGGCCCUCUCCAAAUGCAUUUGCUACACCAGAGUGCUUGUGGAACUUUCGGGAGACUGGUUUUAUUUUUGCCUAACAGCUUUUGUUUUGUUUAUUCAUAGAAAAAAAAUCUUCUUGGCUCAAAAAGUAUUUCUGACAGCAGGUGUCUCAAAGCAUCAGUGAACUUGUGCAAAGGGAGACUGGCUGGACAUGCAGGCAGCACUAGGGGUGGCACGCUGGGUCUCUGCUGUUUGCCUUUAAAACUAACUGUACUGUUUUUUCUAUUCACGUGUGUCUAGCUACAGGGCAUAACAUGAAACAUAGCCUAAGAAUUAAAUUCAGAGGACUUUCUUGAGGUCAACAUUAAGUUUUUACAUUUAAUCGCUGUUACCUAAACUUGUAUGUAUAGAUUUGGGGAAGGGGAGGGGAAGUGCUUUACUACAAAUAAGCUCCUGGGGUGUUUCCAAUGCCAGUCAGGCUGAGGGACCGUCUUUUUUUAUCAAAGGAAUCCUAUUUUUUCACACGUUAUACAAAUCAGUCAUCAGGUGGGGGUCUUUUUGCAAAAGGUAGAGAGAGAGAGGUCUUGUUGCUCUACCCUGCUGUUGCUGUACAGAUGCCAUGUUGACAGCCAAAGGUUUCUCAAAAAAGUUUAGGGAGCUCUUUGUAGUUAUCAGAAGGCUUUGUCAAAUCUCGCUAUGUAGUGACAUUGCUGCCUUUGGGAAACUGGAGGCCCAGCAGUGGUAUCCUCAGGCUGCAAGGUUCAUGGUGCUGUUGUGAGAUUUUUCAUCUGGAAGGCAAACUCUGGCUUUUGAAACACUCUUGAGAUAUUUUGGUGAAGAUGCAAUAUUUUUACGUAGUGUAAUGCAGUUUCCUCACAUCAGAAUUCCUCCUAGACCACAGUAUUGGAACAGUUCCUCCUCCCCUGUCUCGUCUGGCUGUCCCAUCCCACUCCCUCCCUGUUCUCUUCUGCACACACACAGACACAAUAGUAGCUGUCUGGCGGUUGGGAAAAUAAAAAGCGCCAGAAAUAGUUCAUAGUUAAAAUCAGUGAACUCUCAGCUCUAAUUUUUUACUAAAUUUUUGAUACAGCCUCAAAUUGUUUUAUUAAAAAAUAAUUAAAAACGGUAACGCUGCCAGCAGUUUGUAUGAGCUUAGCUUCUUAGUAUCAAUUCAAUGGGACUGACUGCUUUGCUCAUUUUUGGAUUUUAUUUUGUUUUCCUUUUUGGUCUUUCAUAGUCACUGUUUUAAAUAUUAGAAUCAUGUCUGAGUUUCUUGCCUUUUUGAAAAGUGAGCUUUCACAUCUUUCUCCUGGGAAGUUAGAGCUGCCCUCAAGGUCACUCCCAUGCAUUUUUUUUCCUUAGACAAAGACAUUUUAAGCACGGAUUUUUUUUCCUUGUCCAUUUGAGACUAUUUUUGGUACAUUAAGAGGGAGGACAAAACCCUUUGCAAUAAUGAGUCCAUCCCCUGGCUGGGGGCUGGGCAGCCUCUGGCUGACUUUGCACACAAAGCAGACACUUUUUAAGCCAUAUUGACUGUUUUGCAAAGUAUGUUUGUGUGCUGACAUGGCCAGUUAACUAGUGGAUGAAUGGUUCAGAUGACCUGCACGUCUGAACUUGCUGGGUGGCAUUUCCCAUCAAGCCUUUUUUAAAAAAACCUACUUGAACAGGAUUUUACCUAUCCACAUCAAAUGUUAGUUUGAUUAAGGGCCCUUGUAGUUCUGCACUCUGCUUCUGCCCCCUGAGGUGGGCGGGGGGGGGGGGGGGGAGCGGGCGGUAUGUGUUGAAGUGAGGAUGGCUGUAAAGGAGCCUUCAGUUUUUUCCUGUGACUAGUUUGGUAGGCAUACAUUUGUCCUACAAAAUUUUUUGUUUGUUUUUUGUUUUGUUUUUUUUGCAAAACCAAACUUCCUCUCUUCUGCCCUCCCCUCCCCUCACCCCCUCGACUGUUGCUGUAUGUCUGAGAUGAGGAGAGGCAAUGUGGUCCAGUACUCACAUAGGCGUGCUAGCUGAAGGGAAAGGGAUCAAGUGGCGCUACUUUUAAACAGAUGGUGGAAACCUGCUUGUAAGAGCCCUCCCCUUUCUCAGCCACUAGCCAUGGCAGCACAGUGCCAAAACCUACACUGGCAGGCCUGCCUUUCAAAUGUCUCCCAAGUUAUCAAUACACAGAGCCUCCUAAGCCCAAAUGCUGCAAGUCAGAAGGGCCUUCCAAACAGUGCCGUUGUCCCUAGCAACUGAUACCACUUUGUACUGGUCAUGCGCAAGCACAAACAGUUUCAGGCCUGGGCCUACCUGUCACCAUAGAAACUGGAGGCGAAGGGGCAGUGAACAGAAUAAUAACAAUGGCAUUCUCAUCAGCCGCCUUCCCCCUAAGCACCAGUGCUGUUUAUUUAUGCCACUAGACACUGUAACAGUGGGAGAGAAUCUUGUAUUAAAAGUGUUCACCAACCACUGAUGUGUUUUUAUGUCCUUAUAUAAUUAUUUUAAAGAUGUGUUUUCUGCAUUCUGUAAAGAAGCAUAUCAACUAAAUAAACCAGUGUACUUUACUACAAA
Messenger RNA from Heteronotia binoei (common prickly gecko), 5600 nucleotides. RefSeq names its product dystroglycan 1 (gene DAG1). Gene Ontology annotation, cellular component: sarcolemma; dystroglycan complex; dystrophin-associated glycoprotein complex. The transcript has 3 exons. The record is from RefSeq and is a predicted model, not a curated record. Gene Ontology annotation, molecular function: calcium ion binding; laminin binding. Lineage: Eukaryota; Metazoa; Chordata; Lepidosauria; Squamata; Gekkonidae. Bases 257 to 2944 code for a protein of 895 amino acids. Gene Ontology annotation, biological process: muscle attachment; axon guidance; morphogenesis of an epithelium.